Messenger RNA from Caenorhabditis angaria, 1079 nucleotides. Lineage: Eukaryota; Metazoa; Nematoda; Chromadorea; Rhabditida; Rhabditidae. The record is from the annotation of a GenBank genome assembly.
AUGAGUGUUUGCUAUUCAUAUCGAACGAAUUUGCCAGCUGAAUUGACAUGUUGUGUAUGUAUGGAGAGAGCUGAAGGAUAUCAUUUUGGUGCAGUCAGUUGUGCAGCAUGUGGUGCAUUUUUCAGGUAACUAACUUUACAUAUUUUCAAAGAAAUAGUUUGAUUCAAUUUCAGACGAAGUGUUUCGGAUCAGAAAACUUAUUCAUGUGCAAGUCGAUCAUGUAUUGUUAUAAAUGACAAAGAGAAGAAAGAAUCGAAAAGAUCUGGCGGGGCAAGUUGUCGAUAUUGUCGAUUCUUAAAAUGUGUUCGAAAUGGAAUGUUGCCAGGAGAUGUUAGAGAAAAACGACAUACAAGUCCACAACAACCAUAUAUUUAUCGAACACUUCCAGAAGAAAUUGUUCGAUUUAUUGAUGAAUUGGUAUCAAUUCGAAGAAGAAUGCAAAUCUCGAGAAGUAGAGUUAGUCACAUAUUGAAAGAGCUAUAACUUUUUUAUUUUAACUUUUCCAGGAAUGUAUGCUGAUGAAUGGAAUUCAAGCUGUUAUUCAAAGUGUGUCAAUCGAAUAUGAACUUCUGCGCGGAGUUUGGAUUGAUUCUCCAAUUCUUCAUAGAAUUCUUCCCAUUCCAAUGACUCCAAUUAGUGAGCCAAGUAUCUUUCGAGAUAUUCUUGCCACGUAUUUUGUUUUCGAAACUUGUAUUACAACAAGCUGUCAUGGAGGUGUUCAACUUGAUCGACUUAUUUAUCCAAAUUUCACAUUUAUUGAGUUAUCAAGUCAAGAUUUCUGUCAUGUUUUUGGAUCUGGAAAUAUGUCUCGAGUUUGCUCAUUUCUUGUUCAAAACUUAGCAAGAAGUUUUCAAUCGAUUCAUUUCGACGAAACUUAUCAAGCUGUUCUUUUCUUUGGUGUUUUGAUUCAAAGUGUUCCAUUGAUUCACCGUAACCCAGAAAAUGAUAUAAUUUAUCGAAGAAUUACAGCAGGUCUUCACGAAGUUGACAAAAAUUUCAAACAAAGAUUGGAUAAAAUUGUCACUUUAAUUCAUCAUGGAACACAAAUUUUCAAACAAACGUUUUUCUUGACUCAAUAA